UUAUCCGAGACCAACAGGUCGCGGUACACCAAGAGUCUCUAGUCCUCUCCCGUCCACCGACGUGGCCGCACCUCGGUAUCACCUGUGUGCCUGCCACGGACGCUUAUAUACGUCAAAAAUAUUAUUAUUUUUUUUUUUCUUUAAUUUCUUUUAAUGUCAUAGAUAAAUAAUUAUUAUAUAUUUUUUUUUCAACAAAAAGUAAUCGCGAUCUAGUCUUUCACGACUGGCAGAUAAAAAUUGAGAAAUUAAAAAAAAGUUUUAAUAAUUUGACAAUUGAUAAUAAUUAUUGUUUAAAAAAAAACACGUGACACAAGUUUUAUAAAUUAUAUAUUGUGCUGAACUAAUCUCAGGUGUGCUGCAAAGACCAAGUUUAAUAAUUGUGUAAUUGUGAUAAAAUAUAAAUGACUGUUAUUUUUUAGUUUUUAAAACUAAAUAAUAAACAAUAAAAUUAUUGGAAAUUUUUCGUUAAUUUAAUAUUAGCAAUUUACAAAGAAAAUUUAAUAAGAUGAACCAACAGUGCAAGGUUUGCGGCGAGCCUGCAGCGGGCUUCCACUUUGGAGCAUUUACGUGUGAGGGAUGCAAGUCAUUCUUUGGCCGUACCUAUAAUAAUCUUGGAAGUAUAUCAGAAUGUAAAAAUGGUGGUAAUUGUGUAAUAAAUAAAAAAAAUAGAACAGCAUGUAAAGCAUGUAGAUUACGUAAAUGUUUAUAUGUUGGUAUGUCAAAAUCAGGAUCAAGAUAUGGUAGAAGAUCAAAUUGGUUUAAAAUACAUUGUCUGCUACAAGAACAAACAAAUAGUAAUCAUUCAGGUAUAACACCAAAUCCAUUUGGUACAAAUUAUUUACCAAAUUUUAUGGCAUCAUCACAAACAAAUCAAAAUGUAUUUAAAGAUAAUGAUCGUACAUCACCAAAUAAUGAUGAUCAUAUAUUACAAUCACAAUUAUUACAUUAUUCAAUGAUGAAACAAGUACGUAAUAAUAAAUCACCACAUUCAGAUGAUGCAUUAUUACAAAAUCAACUUAAAUUACUUGCAUGGCAUAAAGAACAAGAACGUGCUGGUCAACAACAUCAAAAACAAAUAAAACAACAAAAUAUUGGUACACCACCACGUGAUUGUACAUCACCAACAUAUGCAUAUAAACAUCCAUCAACAAUAUAUCCACAAAAUUUUCCACAAAAAGAAAUGAUAAUACCAUCAAGUCCAGAAGUAUUUCGUCCAUUUUCAUCAACACCAUUACCAUAUAAAAGAACUGCUGAAACACCAAGUGAUAGUGGUACAUCAAUAUCAUCACAUUGUGAUGUUAAUGAUAAUGAUGAAUCAAGAAGUAAUUCAGCAAUGAGUUAUUUUAAAGGUAAUACAUCACCAACAUUAUCUGAACGUGAUUAUACACCAAAAAAAAUUAAUUCAUCAUUAUCAUCAUUAGCAAAUCAAUAUAAUCCAUUUCCACAAAUUAAUUGUGUUUAUCCACCACCUGGUCUUGUAACACCAGCAACAUCACAACAUUCACCAAGAGGUGGUGAUUUAUUACUUGUUAGUCCAAAUCAUGCUCUUGUUGCUGUACAACAAGAUGAACCAAUUGAUUUAAGUAUAAGAUCAACGCAUAGCUCAUUAAGAAGAACUAUUAGUCCGGAUAAUUAUAAUAAUAAUAAUAAUGAUAGACCGAAAAGUAGAUGUAGCAUUAAUGAAGAGACUACAAUUAAAGGUAAACCAUUGGAUUUAACUUUGAGUGUUAAAAGGCCAAUUGAACUUGGUUUAUCUAUUUAAAUAAUAAUGACAAUAACAACAGAAACAAAAAAAGAAAAAAAAAUAUUUUAUUAUUAUUAUUGAUAUUAUUGAUAUUAUUAUUUUAUUUGUAUUAUUAUUAUUUUUUUUUUUUUCGUAUUUUAUAAAAUUUUAUUUGGUGAAUGAAAUGUGAGAAAUGAACCAGGUUGUACAACUCACAAAAUGUGUUCAAUGUGUAUAUAGUUGAUUUUUUUUUCUUUUUUUUUUUUCAUUUUAAACUUUCAAAUUUUUUUAAUUUAUUAUAAAAAUAUUUCGAAUGAAUAUUUUAUUUUUAUGAAUGAAUUUAUAUAUCUAGUUUCUUUUUUUCUUUCUUUUUUGAUGUAGUAAAAAAAACUAUAUAUUUGUAAACAAAAAAUUUAAAAAAAUAAAAAAAAAAAAAUAAUAUGCCAAUAGAGUAUAUUUUGAUAUAACUGAUUGGGCCAGUUAAAAAUGUGCCUUAGAAUUUAUAUUCAUGUACAUAAACACAGACAAAAAAAAAAACAAUUAAAGACUAAGGUUUAAAUAGCCAAUGUAGUUUUUGGCAAUGAUAAAAAAAAAAAUAAAUACAAAAUUAAAAAAAAAAAGUAAAAAAUAAAACAAGUUUCAUGUUUGUAAAUAUUGUAAGACCAUAAUGGGACUUGUUGUACACCACGUAUCCACGAUGAUAUAAAAAAAAACCGAUUAAAAAAUUGCAGAAAAAAAAAGUGUAUUAUUUUUUUUUUAAAUCUUUGUACAUAAUAUUGAAAUAAACUGUUUAUUUGGUGUCAAAAAGUGCUUGAUUUUAACUUGUCGAGACUGAAGGUAGAACGCUAAAUAAAAUUGAGAUAAUGGAUAAAUUAUCAAUCGAAUAGGCAGCAUCAAAUGCAGCUAGUUAUAACUGAUGUAUAAUAAAAAAAAAAAAAUAAUAAUAUUUGUUGUAAAAAUAAAUUGCUGAAUUAUUUAGAUAAACAAUUGUUCAAUCUUCAAUUUAAAAAAAAAAUUAUAUUUCGUAAUACUGCACUUUGAGUUGCAGAUACAGAAGUGAUAAUAAAAAAAAAUUUAUAAAUAUAA
Messenger RNA from Aphidius gifuensis, 2809 nucleotides. Its product is annotated as protein embryonic gonad-like. The transcript has 3 exons. The coding region runs from base 506 to 1762 and encodes 418 amino acids. Gene Ontology annotation, molecular function: zinc ion binding; sequence-specific DNA binding; DNA-binding transcription factor activity. NCBI's taxonomy places the organism in Eukaryota, Metazoa, Arthropoda, Insecta, Hymenoptera, Braconidae. Gene Ontology annotation, biological process: regulation of DNA-templated transcription. The record is from RefSeq and is a predicted model, not a curated record.